UGUACUCGUACGAAGUUUGACAGCCGACAGUUUACACGUCACGAAGCAGCCAGCCACGAGAAAGCAGCCGCCGUAGUCGCUUGCGUUUAGUUAGUUUUAUUGAAAUAGCUGCAAAUUAAGUAACAACAAUUCAUCAUGUUUAGAAAAGCGUUAGCCUUGUGCGCCCUGUUCGCUGUGCUCAGCGUUUGUGUCUCCGAGGACGAGACACGCGCCCGUCUGCUGGUCUCCAAGCAAAUACUUAACAAGUAUUUGGUUGAAAAGAGCGAUCUUCUGGUGCGCUACACAAUCUUCAAUGUUGGCAAUGGAGCUGCUACCAAUGUGCAACUGGUUGACAACGGUUUCCAUCCCGAGGCAUUUGAGGUGGUUGGUGGUCAGCCCACAGCUACCGUGGAACGCAUUGCUCCUCAGACCAACUUCACUCAUGUGCUGGUUGUGCGUCCCAAGGCCUUUGGUUACUUCAACUUCACGGCCGCCGAGGUGUCCUACAAGCCAGUCGAGGAAGCCGAGACGCUUCAACUGGCCAUCAGCUCAGAGCCUGGAGAGGGCGGCAUUGUCAACCUGAAUGAGUACAACAAGCGUUUCUCAUCGCACUUCUUUGACUGGGUGGCUUUCGCCAUCAUGACACUGCCAUCUCUGGCCAUUCCCCUUAUCCUGUGGCACUCGUCGAAGAGCAAAUAUGAGCGUCAUGGCAAGAAUAAGAAGCAUUAAGUCACUCCAGACUCGUGUCUCUUGCAUUGGAACAACAUUUUAAAAGAGAUUUAUUUCCACCCACUACAAUUCCGUACAACAUAGUCGCUUUAAUAUCAAUCCAUGCGUUCCAUGCGUUCAUCCAACAACCACACAUUUUACAUAGUUUAGAGUACAGCUCCUAUUGGAAUUGUAAAGGGUCCGACGAGCCAAGUAUAGCGUUAAAUCGUUUUAGAUUUGAUUCGAAGACGCAUUGAAUAAUGAGAAUUGAAGAAAUCCAUUGAAAGUUAAGCUAUUUUUGUGUCAUUAGACUGGUUUUCUAAAUAAAUUAAAAUCAAAUUUA
Molecule: messenger RNA, 1030 nt
Organism: Drosophila innubila
Lineage: Eukaryota; Metazoa; Arthropoda; Insecta; Diptera; Drosophilidae
Gene: SsRbeta
Product: translocon-associated protein subunit beta
Exons: 3
Coding region: 136-708 (190 amino acids)
Cellular component (GO): membrane; endoplasmic reticulum
Source: RefSeq, a predicted model, not a curated record